This is a messenger RNA of Monascus purpureus, 1095 nucleotides long. The record is from the annotation of a GenBank genome assembly. Lineage: Eukaryota; Fungi; Ascomycota; Eurotiomycetes; Eurotiales; Aspergillaceae.
AUGGCUACCAACAACAUCGUCAUCCUCGGAGCCGGAGUUAGCGGGUUGACUACCGCAUUUCUCCUGUCUAAGGACCCCUCCAACUCGAUUACCGUGGUUGCGAAGCAUAUGCCUGGGGACUAUGAUAUCGAAUACUGUUCCCCAUGGGCCGGUGCUAACUACUUCCCAGUCGGGAAGCCAGGCAGCAAGCAUGCAGAAUAUGAGAAAGCCACCUGGCCAGUCUUGAAGGAACUGACGGAAAAAUACCCCGAUGCCGGUAUUCACUUCCAAGAUGCCGUUACAUACAGCCGUAAGAAGGACCAACAAUCCACUAGUGGCAAGUGGAUGUCCGAACUUGUCUCGGAGGAACCCUGGUACAAGGACGUCGUCCCAAACUUCCGCAAAGUUCCUGUGGACCAGCUCCCUCCCGGCAUUAACAAUGCCUCUCGUUUCCAGUCUGUCUGCAUCAACACGGCCGUCUACUUGCCAUGGCUAGUUAGCCAAUCCCGCAAGAACGGAGUAGUCUUCAAGCGAGGUGUCUUCAAGCACGUUGCAGAUGCCGCGAAUGCACACCACUCCGGGAAUAAGGCGGAUCUCGUCGUCAACUGCACGGGUCUUUCGUCCAAGUUCCUGGGCGGAGUCAAAGAUGACAAGCUAAUGCCCGCCAGAGGCCAAGUUGUGGUUGUGCGCAACGACUCUGGCAUCAUGGCCUCAACUUCUGGGACCGACGAUGGAGAAGAUGAGUUGGUGUACAUGAUGACCCGGGCAGCAGGUGGUGGUACAAUCCUUGGAGGCUGCUACCAGAAGAACAACUGGGAUCCGCUCCCAGACCCUAACCUCGCAAUCCGGAUCAUGAAGCGUGCCAUCGAAGUGCGCCCCGAACUUGUCGGUAAGGGCCAGGGCAUUGAAGGAUUAGAUGUCAUUAGACACGGUGUCGGACUGCGUCCGUUGAGGGACGGUGGACCGCGCAUCGAAGCCGAAAACAUGAACGGAUUGGUGGUUGUGCAUAACUAUGGCCAUGGCGGGUUCGGUUAUCAGGCGUCGUACGGCUGUGCCACGGCCGCAGUAAACCUGGUCAAUGCAGCCCUGAAGAAGAAAGAUAAGGCCAAGCUGUGA